GUGCGUGGUAGCGGGCCGGGGCAAGACGCCAGUUGGCCGCAUCACUCGCGUCGUCGCGGUCGCAGUAAUCCAUAAUAACAUUCUGUCUAGCUUCGACCUACGCGGGGUCAAGCCACGCGAACUGCUGAUAGUGACGUUUCUCACAAACUUGUGAUUUUAGUUUAACGUGAAUGUCAAAUUCGUGGAAUCCAAAGUGUGCUUAUGAAAUUACUCGAGUUCCUGAGUAUUUUAUUAAAUUACGAUGCUUGAAAAAAGUAAUAAAAAUAGUGAAAACUCAACGGUUACAGUUGAGAACGGUGCUACAGAUACCCUUAAAACAAACAACAUGCAAGUGGCGAAUGGAGUCAGUCAACAAAUAUACUUAAACGGACCGGAUCAAGUAGUGCCCGCAGAAAAUUACACAACAGCAAUUCCUGGAUGUCACGUCAAACUUCGCAUCGCCCCCCGCGGCUUAGCAGCGGAGCCUCCUAUAUCAGUGCCUGGAUUACUAAGUCGAACUACCGCCAGAUAUCCUAACGCUACAGCACUGGCCACAAAAAAGGCUGAUGGGAAAUGGCACAAAAUCACCUACAAGCAAUACCAGGAUCGUGUCAGAAUAAUAGCAAAAGCUUUCUUGAAACUGGGUCUAGACAGGUACCAUUCAGUCGGUAUCCUCGGUUUCAACUCUGAACAAUGGUUCAUCGCCGAUCUUGCAGCUAUCCACGCUGGUGGGUAUGCGGCGGGAAUAUAUACAACCAACUCGGCCGACGCAUGCUUCCACUGCCUCGAAUCGUCGCGGGCUAACAUCUGUGCUGUACAAGACAAGAAACAGCUGGACAAGAUCCUUUCUGUGAAGCACAAGCUUCCCUUGUUGAAAGCCAUCGUGCAAUGGGAAGGACCUGUUGAUACCUCCAUACCUGGAAUAUAUAGUUGGGACCAGCUACUAGAGAUAGGAGCGAAGGAGCCAGACACGCAACUGAACGAAAUUCUGAAAAGUAUUGCCGUUAACGAAUGCUGCACGUUGGUUUAUACUUCAGGAACGGUGGGCCCGCCUAAGGCCGUGAUGCUGUCUCACGAUAACCUGACAUGGGACGCGUUCAGCAUCGGCGAGAGAUGUCAGAAUCUACAACCCACAAGAGACAGGCUCGUUUCAUUCUUACCGCUCAGCCACGUUGCCGCUCAGGUAGUGGACAUUUAUACAACCUUGUCUAACGCUGUGACAGUGUACUUUGCACAACCAGACGCUUUGAAAGGCAGCCUCGUUGAAACCCUCAAAGAAGUCAGGCCAACAAGAUUCCUGGGGGUCCCUCGGGUAUGGGAAAAAAUGUACGAGAAAAUUAUGGCCGUAGGUGCAUCUAGUGGUCCACUUAAAAAGCAGAUUGCUUUAUGGGCCAAAGAGAAAGGGCUGCAAUAUCACCUCUCCAGGAUUAACGGUGCCUUAUCAGCUGGAAUGUACGGCCUGCCGAUAGAUCUCACCACAUCGGAAAUGUUGUGGUUUUGGUACGAGGGUUCGUCAGUUGGGUACAAGCUCGCUAAGUCUUUAGUGUUCAGCAAGAUUCAUGAGUCACUUGGCUUGGACAAGUGCAGCACUUUCGUAACGGCAGCCGCGCCACUGUCUCCCGACAUCAAGAAAUUCUUCCUUUCGUUGGAUAUCCCCCUUGUCGAUGCUUUCGGAAUGAGCGAGGCGGCCGGAGCCCACACCCUAAGUAUUUAUCCUAAGUUUUCUCUUGACUCUGCUGGUGAGAUUUUGGAGGGAACCGAGACGAAAUUCGGCGGCUCCAUGAGUCCCAACGGUCCCGGUGAGAUCAUGAUGAGAGGACGACACGUCUUUAUGGGUUAUUUGAACGACGCGGAAAAGACUAAAGGUGCUAUCGACGAUGAUGGCUGGUUACUCUCCGGGGAUGUUGGCAGAGUCGAUUCGAACAAUCUACUCUAUAUUACUGGUAGGAUAAAGGAGCUGUUAAUUACGGCCGGCGGCGAGAAUGUGGCUCCAGUGCUGAUCGAGCAAGCUAUUCAAGCUGAACUCCUGCAUGUAGGCUACGCUGUACUCAUUGGAGACCGACGAAAGUUCCUCUCGGUCUUGUUGACUCUGAAGACUAAGGUGAGUCCGGAGACGGGCGAGCCUUUAGAUGAAUUGGAAAGUGAAGCGAGGAAGUGGGUUGCUAGUUUGGGCAGUUCGGCAACUAAACUCAGUGAAAUCGUUAACAGUAAAGACCCAGCGGUCCACAAAGCUAUAGAGGCGGGUAUCACACGCGCAAAUAAACAUGCCAUCUCUAACGCUCAAAAAGUACAAAAGUUUGCGAUCCUGCCCUCAGACUUCUCUGUGUACACCGGGGAAUUGGGGCCAACAUUAAAAAUUAAGAGGAACGUCGUCUAUGAGAAGUACAAAGACAUAAUUGAAGACUUUUACAAAGAGUGAUUUUAGACUAAGUCUAGGACUAGGGAAAGGGAUACGUUAAAAUUUUAUAAUUAAUAUUUUGUUGUUGCUCAACUAGGGACUAGAGCGGAAACAUUGUGAUCGCAACUAAUUAAAAUGUAUAUAAGUUAUAUUUUUGUUACAAUAAAUUAAAUAUUUUUCGUUACAUAA
Molecule: messenger RNA, 2566 nt
Organism: Bombyx mandarina (wild silkworm)
Lineage: Eukaryota; Metazoa; Arthropoda; Insecta; Lepidoptera; Bombycidae
Product: very long-chain-fatty-acid--CoA ligase bubblegum
Cellular component (GO): membrane; endoplasmic reticulum
Molecular function (GO): long-chain fatty acid-CoA ligase activity
Source: RefSeq, a predicted model, not a curated record